GGAGUUGAGCAUUUCACCAAGCAGAAGACGUACUGCCCACGCCGGACUGGAGAGAUGUUGUACGAGUUGCAAAGGGCGGGGGUAAUACUUAGAGAUGCCAUCUCGCGGCGCCUGGCUUCAGUACGCGGAGAGGGUGGAGGGUGUUAUGGCUGCGGACGACCUCCGUCAUUACAUGGAGGCGGAGGGGGGCAAAGAGGAGGAGCGUACGACGCCGGAGACACCUUCACGUGCUGGAGGGGCGGAUGCAUCGCUUACCGGAGGGGCAGAUGGUGGCGAUACAUGUGGGGGGACGAUCAACCUGGACGACGAUUUGGAUGCAGCUCGUCAGCGUGGCGGCGGGUCACGAAGCGGCACUCAGCCUGCGGGUUUUCAGGAUGCGCCACCCGUGGAUGACGGCUUUUGGAGUGGCGAGAGGACGGUGAUAAACGCCAUGGGUCCCGUUUACGCGUUCCUCGGGGAUCUUGACAGGGACGGCUCAUCACCCACUGGCCUGUGGGAUUUGGAGGCCAUCCUCCGGCAGAGACUUCGUUCACUACGGCUGUCGGACUUUGACAGGGACGUGGUGAUGACCAUCGUGAGGGAUCGGUGCGCGAUGAUGCGGCAGCGUGCUCAUGCAGCUGCUUACCUGCUGGAUCCGCGGCGGCGCGACAUUUCAUUGCUUGAGGAUCGUAGCAGGUCUGUUGUGAAGUCGGCGCUAGAGCACUUUGCUCGCAUUCUCCUCAGUGCGAGCAAGCGGAUGGACGGCAGGUACGUGGACAUCUGGGCGGACCAAGUUGAGGAGGAGGAGGUCGCUUUGGACGAGGACGACGCCAUCCCUGCAGAUGUGCCGCAGGAGGAGGCCGAGGCGAUUGAGAGGAGCAACAGGAGGAAGGAGGGUCGCAAUCGAGCUGGUAAGGGCAAGGCACCGGCAGUGGACUCAAAGGACGAGGAGGACGACAUGUUUGAUGACCUCGUGUGGAUGCACCAAGGGAUCAGGAACGAGGCAGAGGCAAAGAGGGGGGCUGGGAUGAUUCUUCCAGAGGAUCAGCACGACUUGCUGGACGAGUUGGGGGGACACGAUCCGCACGACGACUUCGACGCCUACGUUGGUGGCACCAUGCACACCGUGGUGUCCAUGCGCAAGAGGGUUGGCGGCGAGGUUGAUAUGGAGGAGUUGCUGGCCCGUACUGGUGUUGUCGACCCCUCUUCUGUCGCCCCAGCGACACAUACGUCCCAGCCCCCCAUGGAGCACGGGGUCGAUACAGACACGCAGGCGGAGAGGGAGAGGAGGGUGCCUCAGCGUCCUGAGGUUCCGCGACAUGAGAGGGACAAGCAUAGGGUGGAGCAGUUGCCACGGCAGGUCGUUGUGGAGCAGGUGGCACAUCAGUUUGCAGAGGCAGAGCACGCCUCUCAGAUCAUCUCUCAGUCAGUUGGGCUGCUUGGCUCACUCCGUCCGCAUGCCGCCACAGGUUCACGUGCAGUGGUGCAGUCGUGUGAGCAACGCGUGCAGGAGAGGGUGGACCCGGGAGCACCAUCGACCUUACAGCACGAGCCCCUGGAGCGGCGACAUCGACCAGGACUUGAGCAGCGGGUGGAGCAGACGGCGGAUCGUACAGUGCACAACACAGCGGAUGACAGGUCGGAGUGCAGGGUAGAGCCGAGGGUUGAGCAGAGAGCGGGGCAGAGGGUGGAGCAGCGGGUGGAUCAGAGGAUGAGGGACGUGGUAGAGGUUACAGUUGAUGUGACCUUGGACCAGGCCAGGGAUCGAAGGAUGGAGGAGAUUACCCGUGGGCGGCCGGUGAUUGCCACUCUGGCGAGAGCGUCAUCCGCGACGAUGUGACAUGCAGGCAUACGGAGCAGAGGUUGCAUAGGGACAGUGCUGCUGAAAAUCGACGUAGUUUGGAUGGGAUUCGCAGAGGUGGAGGCGACAGUGCACGACGUGCUGACACGGGCAUUCCACCAUCG
Molecule: messenger RNA, 1944 nt
Organism: Chara braunii
Lineage: Eukaryota; Viridiplantae; Streptophyta; Charophyceae; Charales; Characeae
Source: the annotation of a GenBank genome assembly